AUGGGUUUGUAAUUUGGCAAUUUACCGAUACGAAUUCGUAGAAUCGUAUACUACAGUCUAUCGCCAUUGGAACAACGAGCCUGGGCAAAAUCGAUAACGCACGGAAUACCCAAUUUGCUGAGUAGAGCAAUGCGUGUGCUUCCAACGAUGCUUCCAGGAUUUAUAAUGUCAGCUAUGAUAUAUACGUGGUCGACUGCAGCAUAUGAUCGAUAUACUCGCAAAGAUCCCAAAUUAUACGAGAAUGACAAAGUGAAUGCAAACAUUGAUUAA
This is a messenger RNA of Mycetomoellerius zeteki, 270 nucleotides long. Its product is annotated as cytochrome b-c1 complex subunit 8. Lineage: Eukaryota; Metazoa; Arthropoda; Insecta; Hymenoptera; Formicidae. The record is from RefSeq and is a predicted model, not a curated record. The transcript is spliced from 2 exons. Gene Ontology annotation, cellular component: respiratory chain complex III. Gene Ontology annotation, biological process: mitochondrial electron transport, ubiquinol to cytochrome c.